GCUCUUGCAAGACUGCUGGCUCAGUUACUUCAAUACUUACCCACCUUUUUUGUACAAAUUUGUGCAGCGUUUCGGCUGUUUGCGUGCUUCACCAUGGGGGACAUGGACAAAGACCUAAAGACAGACCCGCCAUGUCAUCCUAGAGCAUGUGCAAUCCAGAAUUGUAUACAAAAGAACAACUACAACGAAGGGAAAUGCAGAAAAGAGAUCGAUGCCUUGUAUGAAUGCUGUAAUGCUUUCUACAAAGAACAAGGAGAAAAUGCCAGUACCGUGAGCUGUCCAAAAUAUUCGCUGCUGAAGCUUAAGAUGGAGCAACGUGCUAAGGGUAUAUCAUAGCUUCCAAGGCAAACUAGUGGAUGAGGACUAAGGUUCCGAUGUAAUUGUAGUCAUGUAUCAUAACAAACAAGAACCCAACCAUUUGUCCUGAGAUUGACACCGGGAC
This is a messenger RNA of Alternaria alternata, 442 nucleotides long. Its product is annotated as DUF1903-domain-containing protein. Gene Ontology annotation, cellular component: mitochondrial intermembrane space. Lineage: Eukaryota; Fungi; Ascomycota; Dothideomycetes; Pleosporales; Pleosporaceae. Bases 94 to 336 code for a protein of 80 amino acids. The transcript is spliced from 5 exons. The record is from RefSeq and is a predicted model, not a curated record.